AAAUAAAUAAUGUAAGAUAAUGUUUCUGAUUUGCAUCAUAAAAUGUGCAAAAAAGUAGCCCAAUUGACAAAAGUUAUAUUUUUUUUAAAUACAAAAAACGACGAAUAUGAGCAAAAUUUAAAAGCUGUUGUUUUAACUUAUGAAAACUAGUUAGAAAGUACAGUUAAAGAAAGUAAUUUAAUAAUAUAAAAAUAUAAGGAGGCUUUAGAAAAGUAGAAUAAAAAUGAGGAAAACUUAAAAGAAAUCCAAAAGGUAAAGUAAUAAGUUGAAUAAGAAAAGAAUUAAAGCUUAGUUGAAUUUAGUAAAUUUAAAUAGAAAUGCGAAGAAAAAGAACUAUAACAAAAUAAAAAAAUCGAAUAAUAUAAGUUAUAAUGUGAAUAAAAUGUAAAGAAAAUUGAAACUUUAAAUAUAAAUGUUGAAAAAAUGAUAAAUAAUACUGAAACAUUGAAAAAAAAUCACCAAAAAGAAAUAGCUGAUUACGUAAAAACAUAAAAUGAGAAAUUUAAUGAAUUACUUAAGAAAAAGCUUGAUGCUGAGGAAAACCUUUAAAAAACAUAAAAUGAAAAUUAAACUUUAAAGAAAAAAAUUGAUGAACUAAAUAAAAAAAUACAAGAAGAUUUAAAAAACUAAAAAGGAUAAUCAUAAGUGUAGAUAGAAGAAUUAAAAAAAUAACUUGAAACUAAAAUUAAUUAAGUUGAAUAAAAAAAUAAAGAAUAAAGUUAAAAAUUUUCAGAACUUGAAUAAGAAAAUGGAUCCUUAAAAACUUAAUUGAUACAAAAAGAUUAAGUAAUCAAAGUUUUAAAUGAAGAAAAGAAUAAUUAAAAGAAAUUGUAUGAAUAAAUUUAAAAAGAAAUGCAAGAUUUAAUAAAAGAAUUAACUAAUUUAAAGAAUGAAAAUAAAUCAAUUUCAGAAAAAAAUAAAUAGCUAGAAAGUACUUGUAAACAAUUUGAAAAUACAGUAAUUUAAUAAGAAAGAAAAAUAAAAGAGCUUUAAGAAUACUCAAGCAAAUAAAUGAACAUAAAAGAAAGUGAAUUAAUGACAACAAAAAAAUAAUUAGAAAAACAACUAAAUGAUAAAAUAGAAGAAUUAAAAAACAUAAGAAAAGAAAUGGAAACAAAAAUAGAAAACUUAUAAAAUUAAUUAAAACAAAGCGAAUAAAAUUGUUCUGAUAAAGAUAUAAUUAUUCAAAGCUUAAAUUUAAAAUGUGAAAAUUAUUAACAAUAAAUAUAAAAUUUACAAAAUGAAAUUUUUAAUCUUUAAAACAAUUCUGACGGAUAAAUUUAAAUUAUGUAGGCUCUUUUGAAAACUAAAAAUGAAGAGUUCUAAAAUACUAUUAAUAAAUUGAAUUAAGAAAAUGAAAAAUAAUGCACUGAUAUGAAAGCUUAUUUUGAAUAAAAAAUAUUUGCAUUAUAAAAAGAUCAUUCUAUUUAAAUUUAAAAUUUGAAUUAAGAAAAUGAUAAAAACCAAUCUUAUAUGAAAUCUAAAUUUUAAUAAGAAAAUUAAGAAUUAUUAGAUUAAUUA
Ichthyophthirius multifiliis is the source of this 1521-nucleotide messenger RNA. RefSeq lists its product as hypothetical. The record is from RefSeq and is a predicted model, not a curated record. Lineage: Eukaryota; Ciliophora; Oligohymenophorea; Hymenostomatida. The transcript is spliced from 3 exons.